This is a messenger RNA of Protopolystoma xenopodis, 1020 nucleotides long. NCBI's taxonomy places the organism in Eukaryota, Metazoa, Platyhelminthes, Monogenea, Polystomatidea, Polystomatidae. The record is from the annotation of a GenBank genome assembly.
CAUUUUGCUAUAUUAACUAUAGAUACCCGUUCAAAACGUUAUUAUCUAAAGAAGGAUCGAAUUAAGUGGCGCAGUCAAGUCCCAAUAACGGUUAAUCAGCUACUUCGAAAAAGAAAUGAAUUCUGGGAUACUGCGCCAGCUUUCGAUGGACGUAAGGAAAUCUGGGAUGCUCUUAAGGCUGCAGCCGAGGCAAUGGAGAGGCAUGAUCAUGACCUAGCUCAGGCGAUUAUUGAUGGUGCAGAUAUCAUUGUUCCUUCAGGAUACCUCUGCGAUUGCUAUGACCAACUCGGGGCACACUACCAAUUACCUUUGUAUGUGCUGUCACCACCAAGCAACCUAUUAGUUGAUACGAGCAGGGCCCCACAUCCACACUCUCGUAUUCACUCUUAUCGCCCGACUGGCAUCCCUGUAUCUGUUGCAGCUACCGGAGAAUCCGAAUUUUCUCAAUGUCUGCCUAGCUCUUCAUUUCCCUCUGCUUCCUCCUCAUCUCCUUCUGUAUCCUUUUUUGGUCCAUCUUCUCUUAGUGUUACUCCUACCUUAGCAGCACGUCCAGAGCAGAGACGUCCUACGACUCGUCAGUCCACAUUCGCCCACUUGCGAGCCCCUCGCCUUUCUAAACUCUCUGGUAGAUUCCCUCGUCUCUGGCGAUCGGCUACCACCAGCACUGGGACUGGCAUCCCAAAAGUUGGGGUGGAUUCAGUGCCAGGAGACCCUAAAGAGUCAGAAGAAGACAAUGAAAUGGCGCUGCACUUACGCCUGUCAACUGGUGAGGAAGUGAUAGAGACCUUAUCUCAGAGCUCGACAGUGCUAGAGGCCAAACGUCGACUAGCCUCUCGUCUUCCUGAUGUCGCUGCGCCCGUUACUCGCCAGCGCUGGUUCUGCGCCGGACAUCCUCUCACCAACCGCUUGCGUCUAAUAGACUGUUCUGUACCCGAGGGUUUCAUUAUCCAAGUUAUCGUGCACACGCCUUUUAUGCUUGAAGCGGAUUGGAGAAGACCAACACAGAAUAAAAUGGGUUAA